UUAAGACCAUUCUCAUAUUUGCAAGUGUCUUUCAAGCAAGCAUCAUCUCAACACUUUGUUAAUGUGUUGAAAAGAAUUGAGUUGACCACAGAAGUAAAAUACAGAAUUGAAACUAAAAAAUCUCUCAUUGAAAAUAUGGCUCACUCUUAUCUAAUUCUAGCUGUGAUUGUUGGCGCAAUAGUCUUCAAUGCUCACAGUGCGAAAUUAUCAAAAAAGGAAGACGAACAAAUGGUAUUGAAAAGAACACCAGCUUGCAAAAACUGUCACUUGCAAACUCCAAUUUUCACACUUCAAAAGCUUAUACUCAAGAUGCAAAGACUCAUUUUAGAAUUUCAGUCAAAUUACAUAUGCAACGAAAUGAAAGCAACAAAGUCACUUGAAAAAAUACUGAAAGAUUUUCAAAAAAAUAAAACAGAUUACGUGGUCAAAAGAAUUCCAACUUUGACUUAUUCUUCUGCGGCAGCAACUUGUAAAAAAGACGGAAAAGAAUUAUGUCCUUCUUAUUUUAUUUGUCGAGAUGGUAAAUAUCCAGUGGGGCCAGUGAGAAUUGGAAAUCAUUGGGUUCCAGUCAAAGACGACAAGAACCAAUGGAUUCAAAUUGGUUUCCAAAGUCAUGAAACGACAUGUGAACUCAUUUCCACAAAACACUCUCGAUUUCCUAAGUGGGCAACUACUACAAUAAAAGUUCCGUGGAAAGGUUACAUAUACUGCUGCAGUGUUGCUGCCUGAAAAAGUGAUUCUCAUUUCUUGGCACUAAAAAAUUUUUAUGAUGUUUGUUUUCCCAUAAGUAUACUGAAAUUGAUAGACAGUAAACGUAGAACUCAUUAUAGUAUAGCAGGAUCAUUUAUCGUACAGUAAUCAUCGAAUUUUACCAAACAUGUGCUGUAUUUGUGUUUAUAACAUUAAAACUUGAGCUGGUUAACUAUAAGUUUUAACCAAUUUCA
Molecule: messenger RNA, 944 nt
Organism: Xenia sp. Carnegie-2017
Lineage: Eukaryota; Metazoa; Cnidaria; Anthozoa; Malacalcyonacea; Xeniidae
Exons: 5
Coding region: 136-729 (197 amino acids)
Source: RefSeq, a predicted model, not a curated record